AUGCUGAAAGUCACCAUGCCCUCCUCAUCCUCGUCCUCCUCGUCCUCCUCGUCCUCGUCCUCCGGCUCCUCGGCCGGCGGCCGCCCCGGCUCCGCCGCGCCCGACUACUGGAUCGAUGGCUCCAACAAGGACACCCUGGCUCACUAUUUCGAGCUGGAGUCCGAGCUGGGACGCACUGGUAGACCCUGCGCUGACAAAACUCCCACUCAAAACAGGAGUCCCUGGAUAGGCCUCUGCCAGCAGAGCCCUAGCUUUGGAGCACAGUGCAGUGGGGCUACAUCCAUUGUCUACAGAUGCAGGCAGAAAGGGACCCAGAAACCUUACGCCAUCAAAAUGUUGAAGAAGACAGUAGACAAGAAAAUUGUCCGCACAGAAAUUGGAGUUCUUCUCCGCCUUUCACAUCCAAACAUUAUAAAACUGAAGGAGAUAUUUGAGACCCCUACAGAAAUCAGUCUUGUUCUGGAAUUGGUCACAGGUGGAGAACUAUUUGACAGGAUUGUGGAAAAGGGUUACUACAGUGAACGAGAUGCUGCUGAUGCUGUUAAACAAAUUCUGGAGGCUGUUGCUUACCUGCAUGCAAAUGGGAUUGUGCAUCGGGACUUGAAGCCAGAAAAUCUACUCUAUGCAACACCAGCUCCAGAUGCACCACUAAAAAUCGCUGACUUUGGACUUUCUAAGAUUGUGGAAGAUCAGGUGACCAUGAAGACAGUUUGUGGAACUCCAGGGUACUGUGCACCAGAGAUACUGCGCGGAUGUGCCUACGGCCCUGAGGUGGACAUGUGGUCCCUGGGAAUUAUCACCUACAUCCUACUUUGUGGCUUUGAACCAUUUUAUGAUGACAGGGGAGAUCAGUACAUGUUUAAGAGAAUCCUGAACUGUGAAUAUGACUUUGUGUCCCCCUGGUGGGAUGAUGUGUCUCUGAAUGCCAAGGAUUUAGUUAAAAAGUUGAUUGUUUUAGACCCCAAGAAACGCCUUACCACUCUACAGGCUUUGCAGCACCCAUGGGUCACAGGGAAGGCAGCAAAUUUUGCACAUAUGGACAACGCACAAAAGAAACUUCAAGAAUUCAAUGCCCGGCGUAAACUUAAGGCUGCAGUAAAAGCUGUUGUGGCAUCAACGCGCCUUGGCAGCGCCAGCAGUCACAGUGCACAUGACAGCAACAAGCCCAGCCACAACCCAUCUCCCGUCCUCAGUGGCAAACCUGAAAAGAAACCCACUCAGGAAGCAGAAGCAGCUCCAGAGGAAAUGUCUUAGGUCGAUGUGCUUCCUCAUGUCAAUGGAGAUCUGCCAUUUCACACACCAGCUAAUUUGUCAUUCAGCAAGGAGAUUCGUAAGCUUGACCUCUCUGGUUCUGCUUUGGGGUGCCAAAUACUCUGGCUGGUGAUCCUACCUUCAAUGCAUGUGACUGCUUAUGAAAAUAGUAAACUGUUCCAUAAGGCAUGUCAUGGAAACAGUGUAAUUUGCAGUAAUACCGGCAGGUGAAAAUAUGGGGAUGAAUAACUACCUACCAUAAUCUGUAUGCUUCAUAUACAUCUAUCUAGAUGGCACUUGAAACAAAAUGUUGUUUCAUUUAAUUUUAUGGAAGUAGUUGUCUUAUAUGUGUUGUGAGUUUCUUUGGACUGUUUCUUUCCAGAUCCAUAGUCCUUGAGCAGACAAAAUGGAAGGAAAUACCAAACCAAUGCUUUUAAAACUGAUGUAUGAAAUAAUGCUUUUUAUCUGUAAAAUUGAAAAAGUAUUUGGGGAUUUACGUGCAAAAAAAAACCAUUCCACUACUUCUGGGAAGAAAUUGAAAUGUUAGUUCCACUGAGAGUGAAAAUGUACAUUGCUCAAGCUUGCAUUGAGAAUGCCUUAUUCAGAUUUUUCCUGUUUAUAUACAAUAUUUUAAUAAUAACCAAAAUUACUCAGAUUUCUGCCAUUUAAUUCUGUAGUAAAGUGUUAGUGAAACAAAAUGAUAGACUAAACAAGGAUUAGAGUAAAUGCAAAGUUUUGACACCAUAUUUAUUAAUUUCUAAACUGUGCAGCUAGAAGACUUUUUAUAGGGCCUGAGGGAGUAAUCUGCAAUGUAAUAGGUUGUAAAUGCUUAAAGGAAGCUAUUCUACAGCUUACUGAUUUUACUUUGGGAAAAUACUCUUAUACAAGGUCUAGGAGCAAGUAGUAUAAUCUAGUUGUUUCCUGGGUAGUUUAACCUCAGGAGUAACCAGUUUCUAUUUGUCAACAUAAACAGUUUGUAUUUUCCUUAUAAAGGACCCUCCUCCAUGUAAAGUGAUCCACCAGCAUAGAUCUUGCAUCCACCCAGAGCUCCUGUGUCUUAUGUUAUCGGCUAUGUGCAUUGAUCAGCUUGCAAGAGUAGGGUCGGGCUCUUGAGCUGUCUUGAUGUUUUUGUUGAAUGUCAUUGAAAGGAACUGAAAAAUUAACAUGCAUCAGGAUGUCUGACCAUUUAUACUUGUUAUCAAUUUGACAGCCUGUGACUGUCAUAAGGUUAUGUUACAGAAACAGCAAAAAGAUCCCAAUGUACAACAAUAUCAUUUGUGCUCGUUAAACUUUUUAAUAUUGAUAUUACCUAACAUCCUCAUACACUCAACAUUCCUCCUUUGCUUUUGUUGUUUUUAUGUUGAUGUUAGGCCUUGAACAGCUUGUUUUGAAAAAAUAUAUCAGCUACUGAAAAACGAAUACUUCAAUAAAACAUUCAGAAAGUGUAUUUCCUGAUUAGAUUAAAAGGUAAUACAAUGUUGUUCAGAUGGUAGGUUUUAUAAAUAAAAUGUGCUCUAGAUUAAUAAAUAAAGAAAGAUUAAAGAUACUGUCUUUACUAGGUGAGAAUGCAUGCUAAUGAAUGUAUUGUACUUGAAAUUUUUUAUCCACUUCUUAGAACUCUUUGAAGUUGUACAAAAAGGUUUGCUAACUAAGUAAGGUUGUAAUUUAAAGUACAUGUAUCCAUCCUUUUUUCAAGUGCACACUUUGAGGUCAGCUGAGGCAGCUGAUGGGCUCAUGGCAGCUAUGUAAGGCCAACAAGACACUUUUGCAGAUUUUUCCCCAUGCAGUAAGACUAAUCACUCUGGAGAAGAUGAUAGGUACCUCCACCUGUCUCACUUUUCACUGUCUUACUUCCUGUGAGGUGACUGCAGGACAAAUGCAUUUCCACCCACUUUCCUCAUCCCUCUGGUACUGUGGUGAAGCCAUCAAAAUUUGGUCACUAGGGAGGUUUGAUGGGAGACGCUGGAUUUCUGUAACAUUUCCUGCUUCAUUUGGUAUAGUUGCAUCUAAUCUGCAGGAGUGGAGCUUGCUGAGCAGUCAUUGUGCAUCUAUGAGAGCAGAAAUAUCUUCAUCUGAUGGUUUGUUAAGUUGAAAAGUAGUCCCAACUGAUUCUUAAAGUUACUGUUUUGCUAAAUCUACCAUAUCAUGUAGUAACUGUGAACUGAUGCCAUGGAACAGGAGACCUCUCUGUGAUAGCAUGAUCUCAGAGGCAGCUCUGAGGCAGUGCAUAAAGGCUCUGGGGCUUCGGUUGUUUUUACUUCAUUUUCUUUUGUUGUACUCAACAUGAAACAGGGAGGAUGCCUGUGCUGAAUGGAUUACCAGUUUGUGACUCAGUAAAGGAGUGUGCCUGGAUGAUGUUUGACAGCACCACACAUGUGCAGGAGGAGGACCAGGGUGUAUGCAUGCAGUGCAAGAGAGGAGUUUUACCUGCAUUGAUUUUGUCUGAAAAAACCACCUCCCAGCAGCAUCUGCCGUAAUUCAGACUGGGGAGUGCAACACCAGUGUCUUAUUGUGGCAGAAAAAUAUGAACACACUUGAAAACUAGUGGAGAUGGACCAGUUUCAUGUCUGUGGUUAUAAAUUAGGUAGAAAGUCACUGAUGCUCUUUUCUGUUGAAAUCCUAAGCUUUAAUUUUUAAAAAUAUUUAACAUAUUAACCAACUCCUUUAAAUUCCAAAAGGGAAAUCUUGCCAUCUUUUGAAGUAUUUGAAUUGAACAAAACUUCUUUUAAUCACAGAUUGUAGCACUGGCCAAUUAAAGUCUAAUAUGUGAGAGCUUGGCUGAGGAUCUGAUGGCUGUUAAAUAGCCAACAAAGUCCUGCCUCUGUGGCACGACAAGAUUUUUCACAAGUUCAGAAAGAUUCAUCCCAAAAUAGAACAGAGCUCCCAUGAUUUUGAACACUCUUGCUUGCAAUUUUGUGGAUGACACAGUAGAUCACACUGCAUGAGCCUGGUGCUGGUUUGCUAGCUUAAGUUCAUAGUUUACAUUGUGCAAGUAUGCUGUAAAGAGACAGGCACACUAUAGUCAAACUUCUGAAUACAAAAGAACAUUAAGGCAAAAGUUUUUGAUAGAGCAUGUAGUUCAGAAGAAGGGUACUAAGGACUCUGUCCCCAGAAGCGAGCAGGCUAUCGGUCACAUAGAGUGAUAAAAACUGCCCAGCAUUCCCUUUGCCUUAGUGAAUAAUGCAAAGAGUUCUGAGGCAGCCAGGCUCAAUACUUGCCAAAUAAAGCAUCUUCUCCUACAGCUCAUACUGUAAGCACAGACACAACUGGCAGCCACAGGGGGAUGAGGAAAACAUCACAUUUUCUUCAGCUCAGCAGCAGGGAAAGGGAAGAUGGUGCUUGGAGUUGUUAGUGUCCAGCUUAGCAGAAGAAUGGCACUAUCUGCUAAGCAGCAAAUGCAGUGGGACCCUGGAAGAUAAAGACUCAUUUCCAUGUAACAAAGUCCCUCAGCUCCUGCACACCUCCUGAGGCACGUUGAUAUGCAGAGCACUGCAGUGCAGCUCUCUGGGGUUUCAGGAGUGGCAUAUGAAGUUGUAGGGUGGAGGACUCCCACCAGAUCUUUGCAAGGUGUCUUGCACAUUGCCUGCUUACAGAAUGACAGGCACAAGUCUCAGCACAGUGCCUUGACCCCAGCCUUCUGCAGGGGUUGGCUGUUCCUCCUGAUGAAGAACUCAGUUUUGUGUGGCUGAAUAUGCCUUGUUGCUGCUGAGGUUAUGAGUGCAUAGGUCAUGUAGGCAUGGCAUUCAUGUAAUAAAAAAUAUCAGGCUGACCAAGCAAGAUGCAGAGUUAGACCUAGAGCACAGCAGCAGGGAUACAUGCAAGUCCUGGAGAUACAAAAGGUGAGCAAGGAGAUAGGGAAGAACAUCCUUAAAGUUGCUUUAUGAAACAAUAAUAACUCAAAGAAUAUCCUUUCUUUCCUUUUUGAAUAAUUCCAGGUAGAACAUAAAACCACAAUAGUGAGAGCUUAUUCUCCUUUUGUAUAAAGAAUCUAACUUCUCUGAUAAUCCCCUGCACAAUACCAUGUUUCAUUGAACCAAAAACAUCAGCUGUGUUGCAAAAUAAGAAAAAAACCAUAAGGAAUGAAAAGGAAGAAAAUAGGAAUAAUAUAUUUACCUAUAGGAAUAAAAUAUUUACCUCUGCACAGAGCUCCUGGCGCAGGGUCAGCAGAGGGCUAUGAAGAUGAUGAGAGGACAGAAGCAUAAAAAAAAAGCAUAUAAAAAAAAGCUGAGGGAGCUGGGCCUGCUCAGCCUUAAGAACAGACAGCUGAGAGGGGACUUCAUCAAUGUAUACAAGUAUCUGAAGGGAGGGUGUCAAGAAGAUGGAUCCAGACUCUUCUCGUUGGUGUCAAACAACAGGACAAGAGACAAUAGGCAGAAACUGAUGCACGAGAAAAUCCUGAAUAUGAGAACUUUACUGUGGGGGUGACUGAGCACUGGAAGAGAUUGCCCAGAGGGUGUAGAGUCUCCCUUCCUUGAGAUACUUCAGAACCAUAUGGGUGCAAUCUUGUGCAAUGUGCUUUAGGAAACCUGGCCUAAGCAGGGAGGUUGGACCGGAUGACGACACCAGCGGUCACUUCCAAUCUCACCCAUUCUGUGAUUCUUUGAUUCUAUGAUCUUACUUUCAGAACAUGUAUAAGCGUUUACUGGCAAUACUCUAGAUUCUCUACAUAAGCAAAAUUUUGCUUUGUAUCUGAGAGGUAAAACUUCUGGCCAGAGUACUUCACCGAAGAUUGCUGGUGAGUCCUCUAAACAAUAUCAGGAUAGAACAAUGUGCAUACUUAUUACCAAAAGUCCAGCAAACACACACAAGUAAAACCUGCAUUACAUCCUCUUCUACCCUCCAGAGUGGAACAGAGAACACAAAUGCAGUCAUGAACUUAAUCAUUAUUGGAAGAUAUUCAAAUAUUGUGGGAAUAGGCAUAGUACAGAAGCUGAAAUACAAUAGAAUAGUCAAAGUGGCCCAAUUCUGAACUUAGCAGAUUAAAAUAUGAAUAUGUACCUGCACACACAAAUAUAUAAAUUCAUUAAAAGAGAGGCAGAGAUUGCUGAACAAUCUGUAAGAGCCAUGUCUGUAUUAACAGUUGCAGUACGUUUUAAGCCAUCUUUUGUCCUUUGCCAGUAUUAGUCAGCUGGAACUGAAACUAUAAUGACUAAAAUCUUGUAUACAUGGAUCACUGUUGGAUGAAAUUCAGAGUAAAGGAUAUCAGAGUAUGAAAGAUAGUGGCACAGAGUUUUGCUGAGCUCUGGCUUCUUCCAAGGCACAGUUGGGAAAAAGAUUACUUCAGUGCCCUUGUCCUUUUGCAUGAUCAGGACAUGGGUUGAAGUGGGGCAACAACACAAGCACAACAUUUUGUAAUGAGUUGCCCUAAACUGCACCAGAGGCUCCUGACCAGUAAUGAUCCAUCCACAGCAUGUGUGGCAGAACUGACAAUCUGGCCCUUAAUUUGUUAUCAGGAAGACAUUUACUGGCCAAGGUAUAUUAAACAGCAUGUGUUUGCCCCUGUGAAGUAGCACAGAGCUUCUCCCAUAGAUACUUCUUUCUGUCCACCUGAGAAAUUGCAGCAUUCCAGAGUGCUGUAUGACAAUACACAAAGAGUAAAACUUAAAAGAAAGGGAUCUUAUUUUUUCCAUUUGAAACUCUGGCUUCAAGAACAAGUGUUAACAUGCAUUCAUGGCCAAAUGGCUUCUUGUUAUUCUUCCCUUUUUUGCUUCCUCUUUUUUUUCUGGCCCUGGCUGACAGAAAUAGCUCAGUGAUGUGCAACAAAUGCCAGAUAGAAACAGAAAAUAAUUUGGCUUCUUGGGUUAGUUUCCCAAUAGAAAAGGAAGGCACCUGGGCUGCUGUAGAAGCUGCUAGUAUUUGGAGUGAGGGAUUCAGAGCAAAGUGACACAAGAAUAACACUAUGCCAUGUUCUGCUCCUCAGCACCAAGAAGCUCCUUUGUCAACAGCACCUUUUUCCUUCUGUAGAAAAGACUUUUAGGUCAAUCAAAAGAAAUACAUCAGGUUUAGGAACUCUGAAAAAUAUCAUGUGUGCUAUGACCAGUGAUUUUAAUAUCAUUUAUUUAAUACCAAUUGAUAUAUUUAAUAUCAUAUUUUAUGCAGCAUUGCCAUUUACAAUGUUGGCGGAAGAAACUGCAAAGUCAGUUCAGAACACUUGGUCCCUUUUCUUGCCUGAACUGUAAAUAAUGAUCUGCUUUGUAACACAAAACUGUGUGGAGCUAAUCAUUGCACACACAGGGGAAGUCUAUCAAAGAGAAAAAAGACUGUAAUUCUUAUCCCUGUGUUGUGUGAAUUUGGGAUGGCUCUUCUAAUUGAAAUUAGUAUGUCAAAUGACUUGAAGCAGUUAUUCUGGUAAACCCAAAAGCUGAGGGCAAGCCACUGGGUGUGAUUUACAGCUGCAAAUGACAUGUGAUCUGUCUUAGAGACAAUAUGCUCUGGUAGGCACCGAGUCAUAUCUAUUCAUCCACAGGACUGUGCAUAGGUGUUUGCAUCCUCAUAUCAGUCCUCAGAUCCCCAAGCAUGACAGCGUUACUUACAAAUGCUAACUUUACAUGAAGGAGCACAAUAUCACAAAUCCCUAAGUAACACUGAACAGUGAAUGCCUACAACAAAAAUGGCAGAAAACUUUGCUACAGAACACACCAAAGAGAGCUCCUUCUCAGCUUUCUGUCGACAAGGAACAAAGUGAAAAAUGUCUCUAAGUGUUUCUUCUGAGGUCUCAGGUUCCUUGAUUUCUGUUAUUUUUCAGACUUCCCCACCAGACGUAUAUGAAAGUAUUGCAAAUGUAUUCAGUGGCAGCCUCCUCUAGAUGGAUAAACCUCACCACUGACUCGACUUUUCAUUUGUCAGAUAUCAAAGUUUUAUUGUUUGUACUAUUAAUAUGGCACCCAGUCUCUUCCUCAGCUUAUCAUGGGGCCUGAAAUAGUCUUUUAUGGAGAAGUUUGUCAAGAAACAUUUCACGAAACUACGCAAAUGGACUGUAUGUAUAUUUAGGAAAAAAAUAUCUUUCAAGGAUUUCCCAACUCCCUGCUGCAGCAGUGUACUUCCUGAGAAAUAUUUUCCUUGGGAAUGACAAGCAUCCAAUGCAAAGCAUCCAAGCUGGUGCCACCAACAACUUACUGCCCUCUUGUGUAGUGGUAGUGCCUUAUUUGCUCUGCUCAAGUCUUUACCAUCUUGGCUGCAGGGAAACAGUAAUUACAAACUACGAGAUUUUUAAUGAAAGUAAUUCGAAACAAGAACGUUUGAAACAAGUGGCUACUGAGACCUAACCCAAGCUGUGGUUUUGUGCUGUUAUGCACAACAGAAACCACUUCCCUGUUCAUGCCACACCCUCCUGAGAUGUCAUGCUAAUGCUUCUGAUUAAAGCAGAAAUUUUAUUUAGUGUUCCAUAAGGAAACCUUAUUUUGGGCUUUGGUUGGAAGUUUUUUUGUUAUUUCUUUUUUUUCAGAAUACACAGUCUUGAAAGGCCUAUGCUCGUGAGAAUAUUACCUCUGAAAUGAUUAGGUGCUCAGGGAGAAGGAAAGAUGGAGAGGUGGAGGAUGAACCCUAGUCAUAGAACCAUAGAAUCAUUCAAGUUGGAAAAGACCUUUAAAAUCAUUGAGUCCAACUGUUAACCCAGCACUGCCAAGUCUACCACUCAUAGGAUGGUCUUGCAAAACAGCAAUGGUGUCUGGUCCAGCUUAUGAGGGAGUGGGAGGAGGGGAAGAAUUAUUGUGGGGAGGAGUUUGUUAGUCUCAAGGAGCUAAACCACCAUGCCCUUGCAAACCCAUGAAGUACUGAACAGAGAUUGGUUGGCUGCUCCACACCCACAGUAAGGAGCUCAUCAGCUUAAACUGGUUUUAACCUGAGGAAAUGUGAUACACUAAGGGCUUGUGUCUGGCUUGGCCUUUCAGGUGGCUCCUGGCUGGAUGAGGACCAGACCGUAAGUGGGGAAUUUUGUGAUUCUGUUAAUUCAAGAAUAGUAUAUGCUGCAUGGUUAGGAUAUGUGCUGAUUCUUCCAAGACAAACAGACAAAUGGUGCUAUUGACUAGUAACACAAAGUAUUUUAUAAGCCUGUUACAGAAGCUCAUUGAUCUCAGAGCAAUGGUGGCUGGAUUCUUAUUAAUAACAAUGAAAAAUAUGUUAUAUAUAUAUGUAUAUAUAUAUUAGACUUUCUCAAAUUAGCUCCAUGUCCUGUGUGCCUGUGUCCUUCUUUUACUGCUUAGUUGUGUAAGAAAUCCUGUACUGUCAAUGCUGCUUGCUUGUAUUAGCAAUGUUAGCAACUAGAUAGAAGUUUAUGGACUGCUUUUUCAACUGUACACUUUUACUUCUGACUAAAAGCCUGUUUAUGUAGUAACUUUUCUGAUACUGUACAAAUGAACCAGAGAGAACUUUGAACCGGAAAAGAAAAAUUGACUGUUUUGUUAUUUCAGUGUAUCGUGCGUGGGACCAAUAUACCUGCCUGUGUGCUUGCAUGGGAAUGCUGAUAAAGACAUGAGAAUAUGCUUUGAUGCUGGGACGUCAGUUUUCAGUAAGUGGUUUGCAUGACCGAUCUGAUGCUAAAUAAACUAGUAAAUCUAGAAA
This is a messenger RNA of Pseudopipra pipra, 9810 nucleotides long. RefSeq names its product calcium/calmodulin dependent protein kinase IV (gene CAMK4). Gene Ontology annotation, molecular function: ATP binding; calcium/calmodulin-dependent protein kinase activity; calmodulin binding. Lineage: Eukaryota; Metazoa; Chordata; Aves; Passeriformes; Pipridae. Gene Ontology annotation, biological process: protein phosphorylation. The coding region runs from base 1 to 1254 and encodes 417 amino acids. The record is from RefSeq and is a predicted model, not a curated record. The transcript has 12 exons.